Messenger RNA from Scomber scombrus (Atlantic mackerel), 3812 nucleotides. RefSeq names its product LON peptidase N-terminal domain and ring finger 1 (gene lonrf1). Lineage: Eukaryota; Metazoa; Chordata; Actinopteri; Scombriformes; Scombridae. The record is from RefSeq and is a predicted model, not a curated record. The transcript has 12 exons. Gene Ontology annotation, molecular function: protein binding. The coding region runs from base 108 to 2339 and encodes 743 amino acids.
AGUCGGUUGUGUAUAUUGUCAAGGACCUGCGGCAGCUACAGAAAUGUAUAGGCGCGAUAAUAGAAGAAAGCCCAAAUCAACAUAACAUUUUCUCUCUUGACACUACGAUGUCGCUCCCACCGCCAGUGGAGGACACGGCGGAGGAGAGAAGCGCCUUCUUCAUCGGCGCCGACACCGUCUCGGAAGAGGAGGAGGAGGAGGACCACCACCAACUUAUAUUACAGAAAGCCAACGCUCUAGCGUCGGAAAACUGCCUAAAAGAAGCCAUUGACUGGUUUUCGGUGGCUAUGCGGUAUGGCCCUGUGAGACCCGAGCAGUUAAGCACUUUUGCGGACUGUAUUCUGCGUAACUUUAAGAGAAAGGCCGCUGGGCCAGAUGCAGGGUCGGUCCAGAGUUUGAAUGCAGGGGGCAGCUGUGAAGGGGACGACGCCUUUGACUGUCCCAACUGUCAUAGCUUUCUAGGUGAAGCGGUUACCAUAGCCUGUGGACACACAUACUGUAAAAGGUGUAUACAGCGACGACUGCUAUCUAAAUGUAAGCUGUGCAGCGACGCCGUCAGUGGCCAAGAGAAAGCCAACGUGACCCUGUGCGGACUUUUAGAUAAAUGGUUCCCGGACGAGCUGACAAAGUCGAAAACACUAUGCAAAGUGGACGAGCUGUGUGAAAGGAAACGCUACCAAGAAGCUGUGUCACUGGCGACUGAGGUUAUCCAGUCUGACCCAGAGUCAACAGCGGUGGCGCGGCUGUCUCGAGCGGAGGCAUACAUGGCUCUCAAACAGUAUCGCCUGGCUUUAGAAGACACAGAAUUUUGUCCUGAAUCCAGCUGUUCUGCUGAAGCUUUGUUUUGGAAAGCUAUGGUGCUACAUGAGAUGGGCCAAGUGGAUGAGUCUCUCCAAGUCUUCCUUCACUGCCUGGCUGUAGACGAGGACUUUCCCAGGGCUAAAAGACAAGUGGAAAAGAUCUUGUGUGACCUGCUCUCCCCGGCUGAUGAGAACGUCAAGGUUGGCCUGAGGGAAACAGCACAGAACACGUCGCCACACCUGCGCAGUAAAACCCUUGUGUCUGAUGCCCAAGGUUCACCACAGAGCCCAGUCCACAGACAACACCAGGUCCGCGCCUCCUCAGCACACCACCAUCUGGACAGCCAGGAGAAACGCUGGGAGAGUCUGGAGCGCCCUGUUCUGAGCCGAGCUCAUUCGCUACGAAUGAAUGGAUCUAACUGUGGUGAGGGGCUGAAGAGGGUUUGCUCUGCACCUCAGCUGGGGGACCAGGAGAAGGCGAGCCUGCUGAAGAGGAAGCUGUCAGUGUCAGACACCGAACCUUGUGUUGUGUAUCGUGGAAGUAGCAAGCAUAAAAAACAAGGUGUGGUGAAAGGCUCCAAACAGCAGGUUGCCAAAGCUAAAACCUACAGAGCUGUUCCUGAGGGCCUGUUAGACCCCAAUGAUUUGGAGUGCUCUCUCUGCAUGAGGUUAUUCUAUGAGCCUGUGACGACACCAUGUGGCCACACCUUUUGUAAAAACUGUUUGGAACGCUGCUUGGACCACACACCUCAGUGUCCCCUCUGUAAAGAGAGCCUGAAAGAGUAUCUAGCAUCUAGGAGGUACAUGGUGACAACCGUCUUGGAUUCACUGAUCAAACAGUAUUUGAGUCAGGAGUACACAGAGAGGACAAAAACUCAUCUGGAGGAGACCAGAGAGCUUUCUGACUUAACGAAGAAUGUGCCUAUCUUUGUGUGUACCAUGGCUUACCCCACCGUGCCUUGCCCACUGCAUGUCUUCGAGCCACGAUACCGCCUCAUGAUUCGCCGCUGCAUGGAAGCGGGCACACGGCAGUUUGGGAUGUGUAUUAAUGAUCCCCAGAAAGGGUUUGUAGAUAAUGGCUGCAUGCUGAUCAUCAGGAGUGUCCAUUUCCUCCCUGAUGGACGAUCAGUAGUUGACACUAUUGGAGGCAAACGCUUCCGGGUCCUUUCCAGAGGAAUGAAGGAUGGUUAUAGCACUGCUGACAUUGAGCACUUGGAGGAUACUCGGGUGGAGGGCAGUGAGGAGCUACAGAGGCUACAAGAGCUGCACGACGCAGUGUACGAGCAGGCCCGUGUCUGGUUCCAGAACCUCAAGAUCCGCUUCCACAACCAGAUCCUGCAGCACUUUGGACCAAUGCCAGAACGAGAAGCUGAUAUCCAGGCAACUCCUAAUGGUCCAGCGUGUUGUUGGUGGCUCCUGGCUGUUCUGCCUAUUGACCCAAGGUACCAGCUCUCUGUCCUUUCCAUGACCAGCCUCAAAGAACGCCUGGUGAAGAUCCAGCACAUCCUCACAUAUCUGCAGAGCAUCCCCAACAACUAGAGCUUCCUCUUCUCACCAACAAAAACAUCCUUUGGACUCUUAUACAACAUUCAACAUUUCGCCAACUCUUGUUUCUACUGCAUCUGAUUAUUUUACAGCUAUGAGACCACCUCAUUUUAAACAUGUCUGUUUUAAGCCUGUGCAAGAUCAGAGAAAAGCUGAAACAUCCUUGUACUGUUCAGUGAAACCAGAGAUACAGCCAAACCACCUCAACAAUACUUUCAAUGACACUCAUUCUUUGCAUGGGGCUGUCGAAAAUUAUUUUUCAAAAAUGUUAAAAUGAGAACAGUUACUAAUAAGUAAUAUAUGUAAAAAUCCUAUGCUUUGCAUAUGAAAACUAAAUAGAGCUGAGUUGAAGAGUCAAUGAUUAUGGUUUGUGUUGUAUCAUCCCUGGUGAGACCAGUGAAAAGUAUAUUUUUUUGGUUUUGUUUCUUGGCUGUAAGAUUUAUGCUCAUAGUAGAGGAGGGUUGGCGUGAUGCUGUGGAACAAAUCAUAAAUGCUGAAAGUCUAGAAGGAGAUGGCAAGAUGUGGUUCUGAGAAACCAACUUGUGUAAAACCAAGAGCAACUAAAGGCUGGCGUGUAUGUGUACCAAACGUGAAAGUAUUAAUUGAUUGCUUCCUUGCAUUGAGUUCUCUUCUCACCCAUUUUUCCCAUGUUUCUACCAUACAUUACUUCCAUGGCUGUCUCUAAGUAGUAUCAUAAGACCUUCCUGUUAAAAGAAUGAAGCCAUCUGCAUUUCUUCCCAUUUUUUCCAUUUAGUUUCUUCCAUGUUAUCAUGCAGAGAUAAGCCACUUUGUCCCUCUUAAGUUCCUCAACCUGAACUCAUAAACUUCCAAAAUGUUGUUUGUCAUGGACCUUUGGAUAUUCUGGUAGAGUGUGAGGAGUUUUGAAAAUGUUUCUGUGGUUCUGUUAUUGUACAUUUUCUCUUUCCCCCGUACCAAAAGACUCAGCUGUCCAUUGAAUUAACUUAAACUGAAUUAAUUUAUAAGUUCAAAAUAUAUUUGUACAUUCUGACCGUAUGUUUGUAUUAAAAAUGGAAAGGGGGGGGGUCUUGCAAUAUUAUGACAAAUCAAAACAAGUCAAAAACAGCAUGUAUAGAUCUAUGAAGCAGGCCAGAGGGUUAGCAUUAUUCCUUAUUCAAAGCUGCUCUCUGCUUGAAGGGGAGAGGAGGGUACCUGCAGUGCUUCAGACUGCAUUUGCCUUACACCAUUUUGCAUUGUGAUUGGAAUAACACAGUGUGUUGGCUUGGUUACCAUUCCUUUUUGCCACAGUAUGAAGUAUCUCUCUGUUAGUUUGAAGCACCAUUUGUUCACAAUAUGUAAAAUAAAAGAAAUCUUGAAAAGAAAUACAUUUUAAGUCAACGCCGUCAAGUAUGUAAGUCAUUUGUAAAAAGGAUUUUUGGACAGAUCUUGCUUUUUGCUCAAAUGUUUUAAGUUAUCAAUUUUCUAUAAUAAAUGCCCUUCGUUUUUUCA